Messenger RNA from Anarrhichthys ocellatus (wolf-eel), 1668 nucleotides. RefSeq names its product isocitrate dehydrogenase [NAD] subunit gamma, mitochondrial-like. Bases 19 to 1194 code for a protein of 391 amino acids. The transcript has 12 exons. Gene Ontology annotation, molecular function: oxidoreductase activity, acting on the CH-OH group of donors, NAD or NADP as acceptor; NAD binding; magnesium ion binding. Gene Ontology annotation, cellular component: mitochondrion. The record is from RefSeq and is a predicted model, not a curated record. Gene Ontology annotation, biological process: isocitrate metabolic process; tricarboxylic acid cycle. Lineage: Eukaryota; Metazoa; Chordata; Actinopteri; Perciformes; Anarhichadidae.
CCCGGGGGAGAGUGAAACAUGAUGGCCCGGUCAGUGUGCUCCCUUUCCGGAAGACUGAAGCUCGUGUUCAGCAACCGGUUAACCAGGGUUUAUGGUGCAGCUACAUGUAAUCAGAGACACAAGUCCACUUACACUCAGACCAUACCUCCACCAGCGCGGUAUGGAGGCAGGCACACUGUGACUCUGAUUCCCGGUGAUGGCAUCGGACCAGAGCUGGCCAACCACGUGUGUGAACUAUUUCGGUUCUGCUGUGUGCCAGUGGACUUUGAGGUUGUCAAUGUGGACUCGUCCAUGGACUCAGAAGAUGACAUCGAUAACGCCAUAAUGGCUAUCAGACGCAAUGGAGUUGCACUAAAAGGUAACAUUGAAACCAACCACAACUUGCCACCGUCCUACAAGUCCAGGAACAAUCUGCUCCGCACCACUCUGGAUCUGUAUGCCAACGUGAUGCACUGCCAGUCUCUACCAGGAGUGAGGACACGCCACAGAAACAUCGACAUCAUGAUCAUCAGGGAGAACACAGAGGGAGAGUACAGCAGCCUGGAGCACGAGAGUGUACCAGGCGUUGUUGAAUGUCUGAAGAUCAUCACCAAGACCAAAUCUUUGCGCAUCGCAGAUUACGCUUUCAGAACUGCUCGAGCCAAAGGACGCCGACUAGUCACUGCUGUGCACAAAGCUAAUAUCAUGAAGUUGGGUGACGGCCUCUUCCUGGAGUGCUGCAAAGAGGUUGCGAGCGGUUACCCUGAAAUCACCUUCGACAGCAUGAUUGUGGACAACACCACCAUGCAGCUGGUUUCCCGGCCCCAGCAGUUCGAUGUGAUGGUCAUGCCUAAUCUGUAUGGCAACAUCGUGAGCAAUGUGUGUGCUGGGCUCGUUGGUGGACCCGGCCUGGUGCCUGGAGCCAACUAUGGAGAGGACUACGCCGUGUUUGAGACGGGCACCAGGAACACCGGGAAGAGCAUUGCAAACAGCAACACAGCCAACCCCACGGCCAUGCUGCUGGCCUCCUGCCUGCUGCUGGACCACCUGAAGCUCCAUGCCUACGCCAGCAUGAUCCGCAGAGCCAUCAUCUCCACUGUCACUGAGACUCAGCUGCACACCGCUGACCUGGGAGGCCAGGGCUCCACCUCAGAAGUGGUCCAGUCCGUCAUGAAUGCUGUUCAGAGCACCGGGCCCCUGACUCUGAGCAUCUAGAACAAACACACAUUAAUGUGUAAACUCUCUCACACUUCAGAGUGUGUAUAAUAGUGUGCCUCUCUUUAGUCUUCUAUGCAAUUUCCUAUUAACAAAAGCAAGUGUUUGGACAGUAAUUCUGACAUGGAAUGCAAUGGUUGUUAUGUUAGUAGAGUUUCCUCAUCUCCCGAAGGUUUUUUUGAAGUUGUUUGAGCACUUUGUUUGCAUCUAUACUUUACCUGAACCGACCAUCAUACUGUUUACUGUAUGAAACCAUACACAAUGCUACACCUGUUUUCUGUUACACCCAAUCAUUUCCAUGUUUAGAAGUUGGUUUCAUGUAUUAAUUAUGACGUGAAAUCAGAUAUUCUUCAUGCAUUUAACUUAUUUUCCAACCAAACACUGUCUAGUGAAACACAGACGUCUUACUACUGAAUGUAUUGGGCAUUCAUAAAGUUACUCGAGCUAAUAAAACCCACGUCCCCGUAGUUUGUU